GUUGAGCUCUCCAUCUCCAUAGCCCAUACUAUGUUCUAACAACCCCAGUUUAUGACCCACGGCAAUUCUUACCCCGCAAACGCCAGUUGAAAUUCUAGAUUUUAGUGAUUUUAGUGUGUCAAACAGGGGAAGACAACGCGGGUGUAGCGCCGGCUUCUAACGCCCUUCCUUCGUUGUUUUAUAGGCGCAGAUGGAAACCAAUAUUCUUCCACCCCUCGUCCGGAAUCGCAUCUGUGUUUCCCACUAAAACUCGUUGAGCAACCUCUGCUUUUUUGGCCACCCGCCACUAAAACCCCUAAAACAAAAAGUACAAUAGAUUGGCUAAACAAUGGCCUCAUACGAGUUUCCCGAAUUCGACCAAUUGCCGUCUGUGCCGGGCCAGCCUCAGGGCUGUCUGUGGGGGUUCUUCGACCGAGGAACCGAAAAGGAUGAGCUUGGAACCAUCAACCUUUUGAACGCUGAGACUGUCAAGCAGGCCGCACUUGAGAUUCAGACCGGGCGGCAUGUCCAGCUUGACUGGCCCAUGAACAAUGUCGAGUUUCCGGGCUUUGGUCGCAUUCCUCUCGAGCACAAUGUGAAGCAAAUGGAAAAGGAGGGCUUCAUUGGCCUGGAUGACGAGAUCAAGAUCAACACCCAGACGAGCUCGCAGUGGGACAGCCUGAAGCAUUGGAGUAUACAGUCCCAGGGCUUGUUUUAUAACGGGUUGUCCAUCAAAGAGGCCUUGCAGUCACCCCGAAAUGGCCUGCACAAUGUUUGCGAGAAAGGUGGAAUAGUCGGCAGAGGUAUUCUUGUUGACUGGCUACGCUGGUGGGAGCAUUGCAAUCCGGGCAAAGAGGCGCCGUCUGCCAUAUCGACCUACUCGAUCCCAGCGUCCGAAUUAGAAGAGGUCUUGAAGUUUCAAGGCACCGAGUGUCGACAGGGAGACAUUCUCAUUGUCCGAACUGGCUUUGUCCGCUGGCACGAUCUCGCAGAUAAACCCACCAGAAUCAAGGGCACAAAGCCCGAAAAGGUCCUGUCCCUGAUUGGCGUAGAGAGCAACAUGGAUACCGUCCGCUGGCUCUACUCCAAGCACUUCUCGGCUGUUGCCGGAGACACAAUGGGGUGGGAAGCUUGGCCGUAUCCAAAGGAGUGCUGUCUCCACGAGUGGCUGCUUUGCCAGUGGGGGACGCCGAUAGGGGAGAUGUGGAAUCUGGAGCAGCUGAGUGAGGUUUGUGCGGAUCUUAAGAAAUGGUCGUUUUUCCUCACCAGUGCUCCUCUGCAUGUUAUUGGCGGGGUUGGUACUCCUCCAAAUGUGAUUGCGAUAUUCUAGUUUCUUUCUUUCUUUCUUGUAUCAAGAUGUGUAGAUGUAUCGUCUGGCGAAGCGGUGGCUGGUACAUGUAUAGCUAUAAAUGCAAUCACUUCUUUAUUUCUAUCUACCUUAUAUAACGAC
Messenger RNA from Trichoderma asperellum CBS 433.97, 1429 nucleotides. The record is from RefSeq and is a predicted model, not a curated record. Lineage: Eukaryota; Fungi; Ascomycota; Sordariomycetes; Hypocreales; Hypocreaceae.